AAAGCUUGUGAAUUCAUUGGUUGUGUUGUGCCGUUCAUUGAUUACUUUGAGAGGGUUUGGUUUGAUUCGUCUGCUGUUGUGAGUGUGUGUCAGACAGACCGAGAGCGACGGCAGCGUCAGGAAAACACAUUAUUCUUUCUAAAUCGGCAGAGGAAUAGUUUCAGGAUGAAGUUGGUUCAUGUAGUGAAAAUUAAACACGUGUUUCGCCGACUCAGGUUUAAUUUGAGGAGACGCAAGCAUGUCAGCAUCGCAGAAAACAUGUCAGGAAACAGUCUGGUAUUACCCAUAGUUCUGUGGGGCCGCAAUGCUCCCACCCACUGUAUCUCCAGCCUGCUGGUGAUGGACGAUCUGGCCACUAUCAUCACCGGCUGCCAUGACGGACAGAUCUGCAUCUGGGACAUGACCUCAGAGCUGGAGGUGAGAGGUCACCACGAG
Messenger RNA from Rhinichthys klamathensis goyatoka, 435 nucleotides. Its product is annotated as WD repeat-containing protein 7-like. The transcript is spliced from 2 exons. Lineage: Eukaryota; Metazoa; Chordata; Actinopteri; Cypriniformes; Leuciscidae. The record is from RefSeq and is a predicted model, not a curated record. Gene Ontology annotation, cellular component: cytoplasm. Gene Ontology annotation, molecular function: protein binding. The annotation marks the transcript as partial.